AUGGCCUCCAGCACUGGAAAUGAAAAGAGUGUGAAUCCUGUGCUCAGAAUAAGUCAACUUGAUGCUCUUGAACUAAACAAAGCCCUGGAACAAUUAGUGUGGUCCCAGUUUACCAGCUGUUUUCAUGGAUUUAAACCAGGGGUGUUGGCUCAUUUUGAACCAGAAGUAAAAGCAUUUUUAUGCCUUAUAUUAUGGAGAUUCACUGUCUAUUCCAAGAAUGCGACUGUGGGACAGGCUAUUCUGAAUAUUCAGUACAAGAAUAACUUAUCUCAGACAGAGAAAUACCAACCUCUGAGCAAACACCAGAAGUUAUGGUAUCUUAUUUUCACUGUUGGUGGAAGGUGGCUGGAAGAAAGAUGUUAUGAUUUAUUUAGCAAUCGUCAAGUGCAAUCUUUCUGCAAAAUUAAGCAUUUUAUUAACUUUGGAGCUGGACUUCUUAAACUUUGUGAACUUCUAAAUUUUCUGAUUUUUCUUCAGAAAGGAACAUUUGCAACGCUUACAGAACGCAUUCUAGGAAUUAGGUCAGUUUUUUGCAAGCCGCAAAGUGUUCGUGAGGUAGGAUUUGAAUACAUGAACAGGGAGCUCUUAUGGCAUGGCUUUGCUGAAUUUCUGAUCUACCUGCUCCCACUUAUUAAUGUACAGAAACUAAAACUUAAAAUUUCUUCUUGGUGUUUGCCUAUUGCAGAUCUUUCCAAUAGUGAGAACACAUUAGCAGCUCACUGCAAGGAAUGUUCACUAUGUGGGGAAUGGCCUACAAUGCCUCAUACCAUAGGCUGUUCACAUGUUUUUUGUUACUACUGUAUUAAAAGUAAUUAUUUACAUGAUAUGUAUUUUACAUGUCCUAAAUGUGGCUCAGAGGUACACAGGCUUCAGCCACUGAAAUAUAAAAUUGAAAUGACAGAAUUGCGUGUCUGAUAGGGGGUUCAUUUGUUUUGAUACGGUACAUGAAAUACUAUGUUGCAGAGAUUAAUGCAAAAAUUCAGAAGUUAUUGUAAACACCUUAAAAGAUGGUUUUGGAGACUGUAAUUUGUUGUAACAUAUGUCUUUACUGGUAUUUUUUUUAC
Messenger RNA from Charadrius vociferus (killdeer), 1064 nucleotides. RefSeq names its product peroxisomal biogenesis factor 2 (gene PEX2). Gene Ontology annotation, molecular function: zinc ion binding. Lineage: Eukaryota; Metazoa; Chordata; Aves; Charadriiformes; Charadriidae. Gene Ontology annotation, cellular component: peroxisomal membrane. The record is from RefSeq and is a predicted model, not a curated record. Gene Ontology annotation, biological process: protein import into peroxisome matrix. The transcript has a single exon. Bases 1 to 915 code for a protein of 304 amino acids.